AUGCUGAUCCAAGAAUCUCAUGUGGAUGUCCCCACCACGGCCGACGGCCAGGGGACAAUGCGCAUUUACGUGUUCCACCCCACGAUUCCGGGCUAUCCUAAUGCUCGGUUCCCGGGAGUAGUUAUCUUCAGCGAAAUCUACCAAGUUACUGGUCCCGUGGCCCGUUUCGCGCGCCAGAUCGCCGGUCAGGGCUACAUCUGCGCUGCUCCAUCCAGCUAUCAUGAAUUUACGGGCCCGGAGCCGCUCAAGUACGACGCCGAGGACACCGAUAAUGGGAACAAGUGGAAGAUUACCAAGAAACUGGCUGCCUAUGACGAAGAUGCUCGCCUUUCGGUUGAUCACUUGCUGUCACUGCCUACCUGCAAUGGCCGUAUCGGUGCGACUGGAAUGUGUCUCGGAGGCCAUCUGGCUUAUCGCUGCGCCUUGGACAGUCGAGUCAAGGCGGCUGUGUGCUAUUUUGCCACUGACAUCCACAGCAAGACGCUCGCUCAAGGCAAGAACGACGACAGUCUGGAACGAGCGGGGGACAUCCAGGGAGAACUGUUGAUGAUCUUCGGCAAGAAUGACAACCACGUUCCCCCCGAGGGCCGUGACUUGAUCCGGAAGACACUGCACGAGAAAGGCGUGAUCUUCGGUUUUUAUGAAGUUGCUUGGGCACAGCAUGCUUUCAUUCGCGAUGAGCUCAGCAAGGGCCGGUACGACCCGGCCAUUACCAAGGUUUGUUUCGAGAUGCUGUUGGAAUUAUUCGGCCGUACGUUGAAGCUUGAUCUUGGCGAGCAUGAUGGAAAGAAGCAGGUGAUUGAGGAUGUGUGCUAA
Molecule: messenger RNA, 816 nt
Organism: Penicillium oxalicum
Lineage: Eukaryota; Fungi; Ascomycota; Eurotiomycetes; Eurotiales; Aspergillaceae
Product: dienelactone hydrolase family protein
Exons: 6
Coding region: 1-816 (271 amino acids)
Molecular function (GO): hydrolase activity
Source: RefSeq, a predicted model, not a curated record